CAACUUCGAAAGAAAUAUUUGCUGAAACAGAGUACAGGGUCAGAACGCGUUAUGCAGAGUGUCCCUUGUCGGCGCCGGUUGGGGGGUCUUCGGGUUGUGACAGUUGUGGGAAUCGCGGUUACAGCUCUCACAGCACCUGCGCUAAGUACAGCGCAACACUAGACAAUGGCUGCGAUACAGCAACUGUACUGCGUGGCUGAGGAGAGAAGCGGUCACUGCGCUGCCAUGGACCAUAACAAUCUCUUUGUGUGGGGCGGUUAUGUGACAAUUGAAGAAAAUGAAGUGUACUUACCAAAUGAUGAAAUAUGGAUCUAUGAUAUCGAUAGUGGUUUGUGGACAAUGCGCUUAACAGAUGGUGAUUUGCCUCCUUCAAUGUCAGGGAGUUGUGGAGCAUGUGUUAAUGGCAAGUUUUAUAUCUUCGGAGGAUAUGAUGACAAAGGAUACAGCAACCAGCUCUUCUUUUUGGAUCUUCAUUCAAGUGGACAAUACACAUGGAAGCAUAUUAACAACUUUAAAGGCCAACCCCCCACAGCCCGAGAUAAACUUUCUUGCUGGGUUUAUGAUGACAGGUUAAUCUACUUUGGUGGAUAUGGAUGCAGAAAACACAAUGAACUAAAUGACUGCUUUGAUGUACAUGAUGCAUCAUGGGAAGGCCAGAUUUUCUGGGGUUGGAACAAUGAUAUCCAUGUUUUUGAUACAAGGACACAGACGUGGUUUCAGCCUGUUGUAAAAAAUUCUCCACCCCAGGCACGAGCAGCUCAUUCCUGUGCUCUGUUGGGUAACAAAGGAUACGUGUUUGGGGGUCGUGUUCUGCAAACAAGAAUGAACGAUUUGCAUUCUCUGAAUCUAGACACAUGGACAUGGUCUGGAGGUAUUCAAAUUAAUGGAAGGACUCCAAGAGGUAGAUCGUGGCAUACCUUAACACCAGUUGGAGAUAACCAUCUGUUUUUGUUUGGUGGCCUAAGUGAAGAAAGUGAACCUUUAAGUGAUGGCUGGAUUUACAGUAUAAAAACCAAUGAAUGGGAGCAGUUUCAACAUUUGCCAAAAGAUAGGCCAAGGUUGUGGCACACAGCCUGCCUUGGAAAAGAAAAUGAAGUGAUGGUCUUUGGUGGCAGUAAAGAUGAUUUACUUUCUCUAGACACAGGUCAUUGUAAUGAUUUGCUAAUCUUUCAGAUUCAGCCUUACUCACUUCUCAGGUUGUGCCUAGAUGCAGUUGGGAAAUCUUCUGUGUUAGAAAGACAAGUGUCCUGUUUACCCUCAAAACUCCUUCAGCAAGCAUUAAAGAAAAUCACCUUCUGGGCUGCAACCAAAUAUAGACAACAGAAAAGGAAUAAUUCUGUUGAAUAACAACAGAACUUGAGAUGUUUGAAAAGGAGACACUUAUUCAAUUCUAUUUGCACUUAACCCAUUUUGAAGAAUCUCCUGUAAACAAUGGAUUUGAAAGUUUAGGUUCACUAGUUACAUGUAGAAUUGUUACAUUAGCCAAACAUUUUUCAAUAGAUGUUUAUCGACACAGAAUAAUAAAUGUAAAUAAGGAGUCUCCCGUGCACUAAAAACAACAUAUAAACAUAAAGCCAUUCAUUUUUCGAGUACUUGGUAUUGGAAAUUAGCAAGUCAGCAAUUUCCUACAGCACUUCCGAGCAUUCAGUUGCCAGCUCUUGUGCUUCUUGGAAAUUGCAUGGCCUUUAUUUUAAACUGCUAAUGCCUGGCCUGGUGCUGGGUACUACUGACUGGGGAAAUAGUUCAUACCAAGCAGUUAUUUUAUCAGUAUUGCAAUGACUUUUCCAUACAGGCAAAAAAGAUGCUAUAUCUAAUUUAGGUAUAAAACUGUGAAAAAAUGUAAAGUAUUGUAUUUAUACUUGACUUUCAGAGCCAUCCUUUUUAACAGAGAAUAUUUUAUAUGUAAUUCUAUUUGUGAUUUUGCUGUUACACUUGUUUAAAAAUGUCAUAUGUUUAUGUGUUUGAAAUCAGUAAAGAAAUUACAUGUUUAUUGCUACAGUUUGCACUGGCUAGUGAGUCAUUAAAACCAUCAAAUGACCAACAAA
Molecule: messenger RNA, 2045 nt
Organism: Xenopus laevis (African clawed frog)
Lineage: Eukaryota; Metazoa; Chordata; Amphibia; Anura; Pipidae
Gene: klhdc1.L
Product: kelch domain containing 1 L homeolog
Exons: 13
Coding region: 166-1347 (393 amino acids)
Source: RefSeq, a predicted model, not a curated record